Saitoella complicata NRRL Y-17804 is the source of this 1671-nucleotide messenger RNA. RefSeq names its product WD40 repeat-like protein. The transcript has 2 exons. The coding region runs from base 31 to 1599 and encodes 522 amino acids. The record is from RefSeq and is a predicted model, not a curated record. Gene Ontology annotation, cellular component: nucleus. Gene Ontology annotation, biological process: regulation of DNA damage checkpoint. NCBI's taxonomy places the organism in Eukaryota, Fungi, Ascomycota, Saitoellomycetes, Saitoellales, Saitoellaceae. Gene Ontology annotation, molecular function: DNA binding; protein binding.
AGAAGUUCCGCGAUCCCAGACAACAUAGCCAUGACGGAGCUGACUGAAUAUGAACGCGAACGUCUCGCAAACAUCGAGCGCAACAAAGCCUUGCUAUUAGAACUCGAACUCGCCCAACCCGAACACAAAGCCCCCCGCGCUGCUCCCGCCUCAAAACCAAAAGCGACUCCUCGUACCCGUACGCCGCGCACAAAACGCGACUCCCCGGUCCCUCAACGAACCUCCGCGCGUCUCCAGGGCAUUACUGCGACAAGUGAGGUCAUCGCCAAACGCGCCGCGGAAGAGGAGGCGGCGGAACGGUUGUUGAAGAAGACGCGGAUGAGGGGUGAGCAUAAGUUUGCGGAUAUUCUGGCGGAGAGCUCGAGAGAGAGCUGGGAGAGUGCGCAGAAGAUGUUUGGGGGGUGGCCCGCUGCUGCUGUCGCGGACGCAGUGGAGGAGGGUUCGAAGACUUCGGAGACGGAGGUGGAGAAUGUCUCUGGGGAGAAGAGUGAUGAGAAGGAGUUGGCAGAGUUGAGGGAUAAGAUCGGUGGGUUGAAGCUUUACGAACGGUGGGAACCGAAUCAGAUCAGGAUUACCCCGGAGCGGAUCUACCAUAUCGGCAUGCACCCAGACUCUACGCGAAAGCUUGUGUUGGCAGGUGACAAGACCGGUGUACUGGGUAUCUGGGACGCAGACUCCAAACGCGAGGCAGCAGAGGAAGACGAAGAGGACGCCGCAGAACUCCCCCUCAUCCACCAAUUCCGACCCCACAACCGUACGAUCUCCUCUUUCGCUUUCUCACCCACUAACGCGCAAAAGCUCUACACGACAUCCUAUGACGCCUCUGUCCGCCUCCUCGACCUGCAAGCCGGCAUUUCAAACGAGAUUUUCGCGCCGGGAAAGGAUGAGGAUGAGGACGAAGCGCCCCUCAUCUCCGCAUGCGAGAUCACACCUGAAGGCAAUGUCGUCUACAUCUCUGACUUCGCGGGCCGGGUCCAUAGGUACGAUACCCGCGCCCCUCGCACCGAGCUGGAGACGUUCCAAUGCCACGAUAAGAAGAUCGGGGGGAUGAGUAUGCACCCACUCGCGCCGUGGUUAGUUGUUACGUCUUCAAAUGAACGGAGUUUGCGCGUUUGGGAUUUCAGGAAGAUUGAGAGUGGGGAGGAAGGGGGAAGGCACCCGUGUAUGGUGGGGGAGUAUGUUACGGAUAAGAGUAUCUCGUCUGCGUACUGGAAUCGGGCGGGACAGAUCGCCGCGACGAGUUAUGACGACACCAUCACGAUUUUCUCCGAACCCACCUGCACAACUUGGUCACCCGGCUCAAAGGACCUCGGCGCCAUGACUCCUAGCCAUAAAAUCCCACACGACAACCAGGUCGGACGCUGGGUCACCAUUUUCCGGGGACAGUGGCACCAAAACCCCGUGAGUGGAGUGCAGAAAUUGUGCAUAGGCAAUAUGAGGAGGAAUAUUGAUGUUUAUUCGAGGUUUGGGGAGAGGGUCGGGAAGUUGGGAGAGGGGGAUGCGCGGAUUACGGCGGUUCCGGCUGCGGUGCAGUGGCAUCCUAGGGAGGAUUGGGUUGUUGGUGGGACGAGUAGCGGGAAGGUUGUUUUCUAUCAGUAGACUAUGGUUCGAUACUCCUUAGACAAGCUUUAUCAAAAUGCAAUGCAAUUGGGGCUGUGCUUCAUAUCUCUG